GACUUUGCAAAUAUUAGUGCUGUUAGUAUUUGUUUAAUUUGUUUUAUUAUAUUAAUAACAAAUAAAGUUAAUAAUAAUAGAAAUAUAUAGUGAGAAGAUAAAAUAUGUAUCGAAAUAGGUAAAAGUUUAGAUCGUGAUAAAUGCUUUAUAUGUCAAUAGGUAGUAUCGUUUUGAUUUUUCUUCGCUCGCUCGUUUUUUGUUUCAUUAUUUUUUUUUUGGGGGUAAUCAGUUUAUUUUGGUGAGAUUACUCAAUUUAAUUUGUUUGUUCAUGAAAGUUAUAUGAUUAUUUAUUUGGUUAUAGUGAAAUUAUUUUGGAAAAGUAUAUAAAAUACAACGGUAAAAGUGAGGUUAGGUUCUCAAAGUCGCAACUUCAAAGUAAAAAGUUUUAAAAGUUUUUUAUUAGUUUAUUUUUAGUAUUAUUAUUAUUGAAAUUAAAGUUAAUUGUUGAAAUAAUAGAAUUAUAAGAUAUUAAAAGUAGUGAUAGUAAAAGUAAAAUGAAAAGUGAAGUGUUAACAUUCGAGGAAACUUAAAAUCAACAGGAAAUCGAUGCAAAUUUCUAACAAUUAAAAUAUUCUAUCCUCGAUGGCUUGUGGUGUAACGAAUUUCAAAGAUAAGGGCGAAAGUAAAAAAAAAAGACUCGAAGGACCCAGAAUUCUUCAUAUUCAGAUUUUUUAGAACUCGGUCUAUUUUUACGAUUAUUUUUCACAUUUUCUGAAUGGAAAUUUAAUUUGAAAGUAGGGAUCUCCGAGGGCUAUUUAGUUUGAAAGAAAAUCGCCAUGAAGCUGAAAAUUCGUUAUUAAGGUUCCAAUGAUUCAGAAUGCUGACAAAUAAUAAUCCUGUGACAGCGUGGAGCACGUCUAUGGUGUCUACCGUUCCAGAUCCAGAAUUUGUCGAUGAGAUUGGAAAUAUAACAGUUCCAGCCGGACGAAGUGUAAAAUUGGGAUGUACAGUGAAAGAUCUAGGAACGUAUAAGGUGGCUUGGAUGCUCUUCGAUCAGAGUGCUAUUUUGACGGUACACAAUCACGUUAUUACGAGGAACCCAAGGAUAGCCGUGUCACACGAUAAGCACAGGACGUGGUAUCUUCAUAUCAACGAUGUGCAAGAGGACGACAAGGGAAAAUACAUGUGCCAGAUUAACACUGUCACUGCCAAAACGCAGUAUGGUUAUUUACAUGUUGUAGUGCCUCCGAAUAUUGACGAUUCGCAAAGUUCGUCCGAUGCAAUUGUACGAGAAGGUGCAAAUGUUUCACUAACGUGUAAAGCAACUGGAAGUCCAAUACCCAGCAUCCGUUGGAAACGAGAUGAUGGUUCAAAAAUUGCAAUCAAUAAAAGUUUAUCAGUGUCCGAAUUGGAAGGAAACACUUUAGAAAUGACCCGGAUAUCCAGGUUAGACAUGGGAGCUUAUCUCUGCAUAGCCAGUAAUGGAAUACCUCCAACUGUGAGCAAGCAGAUCAAAGUAUCAGUUGACUUUCCACCGAUGUUAUCUAUACCUCAUCAAUUGGUUGGUGUGCCCUUAGGAUAUUCUGUGACAUUGGAAUGUCACACGGAGGCGCAUCCAACGUCUUUAAAUUAUUGGACACGUGAAGAUGGUCUUAUGAUACAUGAAAAUAAGAAGUACAAAGUAACGUCCAUUCCUGAGAAACCUUCCUAUAAGACAAAUAUGACAUUAACUAUUUUCGAUAUUCAGAUGUCAGAUUACGGAAGCUACAAUUGUGUAGCAAAAAAUCCACGAGGAGAGACAGAUGGUACGAUUCGCAUUUAUGAGUCACCACCUCCAAGUACCAGUCCAAGUCCGCCCACUACUGACCUUUCAAAAAAAGAAUGGGAGGUUCUUACAGAAAUGAAUAAUUCUGUUUAUGGAAAUCCCAGCUCGUUGACAAUUCAAAAUGAUAAAAAGAAAGUCAGCAAGUCGCAGUCAAACUUAAAUGACAUUGGAAAAUCUGAACAGAAAUCUAAUGAAUUGGAGAGGAAGCGAAAAACUAAAUGGGACCCCGAGACUGCCGGUGCUGAGAAAUUGACAACGAGAGGAAUUUUAAUUGCACUGACACUUCUAAUUAUUGGAUUGAACCAGUAGGAAGUCACUUAUGCAGAAAAAAAGGUGCAAUUUUAAAUAAUUAUAAACUAUAAUUUUAACCAAAAAAAAAAUAAAAUUGAAGAAAAAAAAAUGAAAAGAAAAUAAAGACUGACAGGAGUAGUUAGUGCUGUUAAAAAGUUUACACUUUAUAACUUGUGCCAACAAAUGGAUUUCGUGAUACCAAUUGUGGACACUUGCAAAUUAUUUGCAGGAAUGAAAGAAAAUGUAUAUGUAUGCUUGAAAAUGAAAAUAAAAAUCUAAAUCUAAAUUAAUAAAAAGUGAAUAACCAAUUUUAAAUAUACGAUGUUCCACUAAUUUUUAAUUAUAUUAUUAUUCUUAUUAUAUUUCAUAGUUUAAGUAAAAAAAAAUUAAAAGAAAAUUUAGUAAAAAAAAAAAAAUACUAAAUUAAAUAGUAAUAAAGUAAAAAUUAGUGAAAAUUAGUAAUUUAUUUUUUACUAAUUCAGAUUUAGAGUGAGAGAGAAAGAGAGAGAGAGAGAAAUGGAUGAAUAUAAGCAAAGUGCAACGACUGUAGCCUUUAAUGUAAUAUAUUUCACAACUUGUAUGUCACAGCUAAAAGUGUAACUGUAAGAAUAUGAACAUCUGUGUGAGAUUGUUUGUAUGUAGGCAAUGAUCUUAAUUAAUCUGAGCUUUUCGUGUCGGUCUGCGGCAAAACAACUAGGUCACAUAGAAAUAAAGCUCACCAAUAUUUUAUCACUAUAAAAUCGUUUCUUCUCAUGUUAUUUAAUAAUUUAUUUUUUCUAUUUCUAUUUAUUUUGAAAUAUAUUUAUUUCUUUUUUUUAUAAUUCGAAUAAUUCGUCAUAAAUCUAUCUAAAAUUGUGCAAAUAAAUAAUUAUUAUUUAAAACGAAACUAUUUUAAAAGUUAUAAUUAAUUUUACGUCACUAUAAAUAAUAUUUCAAAAUUUAUAUUUUUUUUAUUUGUAAAUUAAUAUAAAAUAAAUCUAAUAUUAAUAAGAAAAAAGAAUUUAAUUUAUAAAAUUAAUUUUUCAUUUAGAAAGAAAAAGUUUCAAAUAUUUCUUAUUCUUGGCUUUAUUCAGUUAAAUUUUUUUUUUAAUUAGUAUUUAAAAAAAAAAGAAAACUAGAUUUUCAAAAAGGAGAAGAUAACGAAAGUAAGCAUAAAAUCUUUUAAAAGAGAUUUUUCAUGUUGUGAAAAGAAAUAUUAGUUUUUGAAAAAUUAUUUUUUUAAAAAUGUUUAUGCGCGUAUUUUUUUAUCUCGAAUGUAUUUAAAAGUCCCUUGUCUUUUUAUCCUCUAAAUAUGGAUGUUUAUAUUUGGAUAGAAAAAAAAGAAGACAAUUUGUUAUUAUCCUACUUUUUAAAUAAUAUAUAGAUAAAAAAAAGAAACUUAAAAAUAAAUUAAUGUUUCAAAUCCUGUAAGUGUCAAUCAAAAAAAAAAAAUUGCAAUUUAAAAAUGCAUUUGUUUUUUAUUUUAAACAUGUGCAUUUUAUUUUAAAAUUCAAAUUAUAAUCAAGGAAUCUAAUCUUUGCUACUUUUAACAAGAUUUUACAUUCAAUGUUUUAUUAUAUUGUAUAUCAAAAGUCGUGUAAUUUGUAUUUAGAUAAGUUAUUUUCUUUAUAGAGAAAUGUGUUAAAAUUUUUUUUCUUUUCUGAAAAGCACAAUCCAUCCUUUAUUUAGUGUCUUUCUUGAUACUCACUUUUCCCAACCCCUCAAUUUUUUUUUUUUUUUUUUUUUUAUCUUUCCCAUACCCUCUUUCUGAUUCUUCUGCUUGCAGAAUUGCAGAUCCCAUCUGGAUACUUCAGAUUAAAAUGUCAGAUUCGUUCGAAACGACGUUCAAGCAAGUAGGGGAUGAGUGAACACUGGGUCGAAUAUUAAAAAGUCGAAUAUUAUAAUUUGCAAACGUCUUCGAUUCGCAAUGACAUGAUCAUGGAAUGGGUCUUUUUGAUCAAGUUUUAAAGAUAAUGGAAAGAUUCAAAUUAUUUUCACACUUUGAAGAUCUUUUUGUUCUUUUUUUUCUACCGUAUAGGUAAUUGAAUAAAUAACUUUUAAUCAAUUACAGAGUUAAAAAUUUAUUGAUGUUGUUUUUUUAAUAUUACUCCACUUACACGAGAAUUUAAAUUAUAUUCUUUGGGUUUGAUUUGGGAGGUUUAAUUUUUCGAGAUUAAAAGCACUAAAGAUUCGGUACUUUUCACUUUGGAGCCAUUAAACUCUAUAAAGUUUGUAAUUUUAUAGGGCUUUAACUUUUCAUCCAACUUCAAAGUAAUCAAACAGGAAUUACAAAAAAAAAAAAGAAAAAAAAAAAAGUCAAAAAGUUUUUCUCUCUUUACACUUCAACAUUAAACAUUAAAAUCAAUGUUAUAAAAUUCUUCUAAAAAUCUUUCUUCACUAUAAAAAAAUAAAGUUUAAAAAGUUUUUUUGUUUUUCAAAAACAAGGUAUAAAAUUAUACGUAAAAAAAAAAAAACUAUCAAAAUAAAAAUAAAGUGAACAAUUAAUUAAACUUUUAUGUCUCGGCCAAAAACCUGUGAAAAAGUCUUUCAACCAUAUAAUAUGUAUUAUUCAACAUACAACCUUUUCAAGUGCAACAGGUUUCAGGCUCGAGACAAUACAAGAAUUUAAGGAUUUGCAAUGGAUUAAGAAGUAACAAUUUGGAUUUAGGGUUUAGAAAGAUCUACCAUCGAGAUUUUCAACUAUAGAAAUUGUAAUUAUCAAGAUUUGUUGCUUAUUUAAUGAUUUAAACUCCAGGCAAAAAAAAGACCCGUUAAUCGAAUAAAAAAUUAUUAUUUAAAUAAUAUUUUUUUUAAAAAUCCUUUUAUUUUUUAAAUUAAAAUUUAAUUUUUAUAAUUUUAUUAAAAAAAAUAAUAAAAUAUAGCGAAUAUUUGAUUAUAGAUUUAUUAUGCUUUUCGAAAAAGUAUUUUAAGAUUGUGCUAAUCGUAAAGUAAUGUUUUAAGUACCUUGUAAUCAGUUUGCGGAAAAUACGACGCAAUAAAAACGUGAUAAGAGAAAUAGAAGUUAAUGACAGAAUAAUACCAACCACAAAUUGUCAAAUUACACGACUUUAUACAUGCUUAAAGGGUAUAUAAAAAGUUAUUUUGUGUUUUAAUUGUGUACAGAUUAAAAUCAUUUAAUUUAUUAAUAAGGAACAUUUUUUUCUUUUUAAAAAAUUAAAUUAAACUAAAAAUAAAUAAAAAAAAACUGAUAAAUGUUUAACCUAAUUGAAAAAUGUGUAAUUAGGAAACUUUUUCUUACAAUUUAUUCGAAAAAAAAAAAAUAUUUUAAAUUCCAAACAGUAAUUAAAACAUUGAAUAGAUUAAAAACUAUUUUAUUCAAUUUUUAACUUUAAAUUAAUUUUGUUUUCUCAUAUCAGGAUUAAAAACUCGUUAUAAUAAUUAAUUCAGUGAAUUUUUAUAAAAAUUUAUUUCAUUUUUUAGGAAAUUAUUUUUUUUUUAUCGGUUCUCAAGAAAAGCUCAAACUUCCAAAUCGAAUUUUGGAAUAUUUGCAACUUCAUCGAAAAAAAAAAAAUAUAUAUAUAACGUAAAAUAUUGUUUUACGAAUUUACAAAAAAAAAAAAAUAAAAACACCAGUUUAAUAUAUUUGAAAGAAAAAAAAAGAAAGAAAAAGGCUUUUAAAAGAAUGCAAUUUAAAACAGUUUUUUGUAAAUAUGAGUAUAAAUAUGCGAAAUAUAAACUAAUUAUAAUAUUUAUAGAUUAGGGUUUAGCUGUAAGACAAUGAAAUAGCGAAUCCUAUUGCGAAUAUAUGAUGAUUAUUAUUACGAUUGUAAAGACAAAAAAAAAUGACGGUUAAAAUAAAAAAAAAAAAAAAGAAAAACCUCAGUGAAAAUAUUUUGACUCUAGUGUUAAGAAAAACGAAUUUGACCGUCUAGUCGUUAAAACACUAAUAUGGAACGAAUUAAUGCGAAGGUAUAUAUGUAUACAUAUAUAAAUAUAUGAAUAUUGUAUUAAAAUUCAUCGGGAGGUUAUUAAAAUAAUGAUAUCGCUAUAUUGUAUGUUAAACACGAUAUUAUUAUGAUUAUAUAAUAUUAUUACAACACCAUUAUGCUUUUGCGAUGUUGAGUUGAAUGUUGUUAACAAGAAUGAAAAAAAAGAAAGGACCUACAAAUAUGUAAUAAAAAAUUAAGAAAACUAAAA
Leptopilina boulardi is the source of this 6193-nucleotide messenger RNA. RefSeq names its product lachesin-like. The coding region runs from base 818 to 2074 and encodes 418 amino acids. Lineage: Eukaryota; Metazoa; Arthropoda; Insecta; Hymenoptera; Figitidae. Gene Ontology annotation, cellular component: neuron projection. The record is from RefSeq and is a predicted model, not a curated record. The transcript has 13 exons.